Molecule: messenger RNA, 1808 nt
Organism: Phalaenopsis equestris
Lineage: Eukaryota; Viridiplantae; Streptophyta; Magnoliopsida; Asparagales; Orchidaceae
Product: transcriptional adapter ADA2-like
Biological process (GO): chromatin remodeling; regulation of transcription by RNA polymerase II
Cellular component (GO): nucleus
Molecular function (GO): chromatin binding; zinc ion binding; transcription coactivator activity
Source: RefSeq, a predicted model, not a curated record
AUCGAAGAGAAGAAGGGUUGCUCCUGCUGGGGAGAAUCUUGAAAAUGCUUCCACAGGUCAAGGCGGCGCUGAUGGAAAAAAAGCAUUAUACCAUUGUAAUUAUUGCAACAAGGACAUAUCUGGAAAGAUAAGAAUUAAAUGUUCAAAAUGCCCGGACUUUGAUCUUUGCGUAGAGUGCUUCAGCGUUGGUGCUGAAGUCACCCCUCACAGAAGCAAUCAUCCAUACAGAGUCAUGGACAACUUGUCUUUCCCCCUUAUUUGUCAAGACUGGAAUGCAGAUGAGGAAAUACUUCUUCUUGAGGGUAUAGAAAUGUAUGGAUUGGGCAACUGGACUGAAGUGGCUGAGCAUGUUGGUACCAAGAAUAAAGAACAAUGCAUCAACCAUUAUACAGCCUUGUACAUGAAUUCUCCUAGCUAUCCUCUUCCGGAUAUGUCUCGUGUUAAUGGAAAAAAUAGAAAGGAACUUCUUGCUAUGGCUAAAGCACAAGGCGAGGGCAAGAAAGGAAUAUCGGUGCUUGGUGACGCUACACCCAAAGAGGAGUCUCCUUUCUCUCCUUCAAGGUUCAAGUUUGAAGAAUUGAGCGGAGAAGUUCUUGCUGGACGGUCACCAUCCGGUUUAACCGCUGGUGCUUCUAAAAAAGUCUCAAAUAUGGGACAGCUUAAAGAUGUUUCAGAUGGAACUAAGAUCGAAAGCUUAACACCAGUAGAAGAUCAUGUUGAUAGGAGUGUUGGUGUUAAAAAGCCCAAGUAUUCAGGAGAUGAAGUGCCCUCUCUGACGGAGUUAAGUGGCUUCAAUUCUAAGAGGCAGGAAUUUGAUCCUGAAUAUGACAAUGAUGCUGAGCAAUCAUUGGCUGAGAUGGAAUUCAAGGAAACUGACACGGAUACUGAUCGUGAACUGAAACUGCGAGUUUUACACAUAUACUUGUCGAGGCUUGAAGAGAGGAAAAGGAGAAAGGACUUCAUAUUAGAGAGGAAUCUACUUUAUCCUCAUCCAUUAGAAAAGGAAUUGUCAAAUGAAGAUAGAGAGCUGUAUCAUCGUUACAAGGUGUUCAUGCGUUUUCUAUCUCAAGAAGACCACGAUGCACUAGUGAGCAAUGUUAUUGAGGAGCGUAGAAUUAGAAGAAAAAUUCAAGAGCUUCAGGAGUGCCGAGUGGCGGGAUGCCGCACAUUAGCUGAAGCAAAGAUGUACACGGACCAGAAAAGGCGAAAGGAAGCCGAGGCCAACGCACAGAAAGCGAAGGAACCCACUGCUCUUAUCAACAACAAUAAUAAUAAAUUAAUGCAGAAGAUAAAUAAACCCAUCAGUAGAGAUAAAAUUGAUGAGGGAAGUCCCCUUAGCAUGGUUGAUAAUCACAAAAUAAAAGUUGCAGGAUUAGAUUCCAGCAGUAAAGACUCUCCUCUGACAUCUGGGCAGCCUAUUCUGAGAUCUUUUGAUGACUGGGAUGUCACCGGACUUCCUGGAGCAGACUUGUUAAGUGAAACUGAACAAAUAUUUUGUUGCCAGAACAGACUAUUUCCAAGCCAUUAUCUGAAGAUGCAGGAAGUUUUGGUCCAAGAAAUACUGAAAGGUGCAGUGGCGAAGGCAGCAGAUGCCCAUCAGCUCUUCAAGUUUGAUCCCGACAAGAUAGACAAGAUCUACGACUUGGUGGCAAAGAAGCUCGGCCACACUGAGGAUUUAUUUAAUGCUUAGUAAUUUUUUUUAUAUUUUUUUAUAUUGUUGAAUGUAACGUUUCCUUUGAAAUUUUUUUAGAAUUGUUUGAGUGGCGUCUUCUAAUAAUAUGAGGAAUAGUAGGUGCAUUUUGUCUAAA